Molecule: messenger RNA, 2541 nt
Organism: Paramisgurnus dabryanus
Lineage: Eukaryota; Metazoa; Chordata; Actinopteri; Cypriniformes; Cobitidae
Gene: slc39a13
Product: solute carrier family 39 member 13
Biological process (GO): zinc ion transmembrane transport; intracellular zinc ion homeostasis
Cellular component (GO): membrane
Molecular function (GO): zinc ion transmembrane transporter activity
Source: RefSeq, a predicted model, not a curated record
UAAACUGCACUUCCGGUCGAUGAGACGUGGCUACAGUGGAAAAUCCUUAAAGAGGAAAAAGUCUGUGUGCUACAGCUGCAGUGCUUUAGGUCUCCACCACAGAAGCGUCUGGAUGGCAGGGUCAAGCCGGAGUAAAACCGAUAGGAAUAGCAGCAGGGCUCCUCUCUACCUUACAGCAAUGUUCCUCCCGAGUGCCUUGCGGAGGUCUGGGCUGAUGAGUGUGGGACCAGAGAGGCCCAUGUGGGCAGUUGCUGUACUUCUCGUUGCUGCCGCCCUGCUGGCUGUCACCUCCACUUCAUCCUUUGGUGGAAAAUUGAUAGCUCAGACUGCUAUGACCCAAACAAAGACUGCACCUGCAGGGCCAGGUCCAUGGACCACUAAGGACUUUUUAGAUGUCCAGUACCUGAACGAGCUGUUCCUCAUAGAUAACUUGGAUGUUUGGUUAUGUUCGCUUGUGGGAUCGAUUGCCAUCGGGCUCAGUGGGGUCUUUCCACUCUUAGUGAUACCUAUUGAAGCUGGAACAACCCUAAAAACGGAGGCUGGAUGUCAGAAGCUGAAGAAGCUGCUGAGUUUUGCCAUUGGCGGUCUCCUUGGUGACGUAUUUCUCCACCUCCUGCCUGAAGCGUGGGCUUACACUUCCAGCUUUGAUGGGUGCCACAGACACUUCAGAGCACAGGGCUUGUGGGUGGUAGGGGGUCUACUCUCCUUCCUGAUCUUGGAGAAGAUGUUUCCUGAUCAAGACAGUGAGCCAGAGAAUAAAGAUGCUUCUCAAAGAGCCACCCCCUGUUUAACAGAUCUGAACAGCGAGGUUUCUGUGUCUUCACAAACAAAUGGCAUCUGCUCUAACAACAACUCCGACUCCAAGCCAAAGACUGACAUCAGCCCUUAUGCAGAGCCAGAGAAAAUCAAGACUAGUGGUUAUCUAAACCUUCUUGCUAACUGCAUUGAUAACUUUACCCAUGGGUUGGCAGUGGCAGGAAGCUUCUUGGUGAGCAGAAAGGUUGGUGUCUUGACCACACUCGCUAUUCUGCUUCACGAGAUUCCCCAUGAGGUGGGAGAUUUUGCCAUUCUGCUACGAGCAGGUUUUGACCGUUGGAAAGCCGCCCGUAUGCAGCUAUCUACAGCACUAGGAGGAGUCUUGGGGGCUUGUUUUGCUCUUUGCUCCCAAUCACAGCAUGGGGCAGAGAAUGCUACUGCUUGGAUCUUGCCCUUCACCUCGGGUGGAUUUCUUUACAUUGCCUUGGUUAAUGUGGUACCUGAUCUAUUAGAGGAGACCAAUCCUAGGAACUCAUUUCAGCAGGUUCUGCUGCUCUUUUGUGGGAUAGCAGUCAUGGCUUUUCUAUCAUUCAUCAUAGAAUAAACACAGGCGUUUGCUGCUCUUAUCAAGGUACAUCUAGCAUACUGGAGGACUUCAUUUUUUCAUCUUGGAGACAGUUCAGCACUCUUUAAGCUUAACAUAGACAAUUUUGUCAAUCCCAAAGACAAUGUAAGGGGUGUAAGUGGAAAGAAACAACCUUGACAAUCAGGCACGUAUCCUUUACAUACCGUCUGUGUUGUCCCAAUGAAAUUUAGACUGAAUCUGUGAUGCUUUAUAGGUCCCAGCUUAGGUUUCUCUCAUAAAAAAAGAGCAGAAAUGUGUAUGGUUUGUGCAGUGGACUGUUAUGCCUCGUAGAUUAUGAACAAACUUGUUACAAGUGCCAGAAUGUUUUUAAUCAUAUAAAGUCUCUGUUGUCAGAAGGUCACAAAAAUCUAUAUAAUUUGCUUUGAUAAAAGUACUAAUGUGCGUGUGAUGUGCAGGUUUUACGUAAGAUUCAACACUAAUUUAAUUUAGACACUCCAGAUUCUGUUAUCAAAGACAAAACAUGUGCUGCAUAGACUUACCUAAUAAGAUUUUGGAGGACAUUAUCAUUAAACGGGAUUAUUUGUUUCCAUUAAGCUGCUGCUGCCUCACUGUCAUUAGUGAUUCCAAGCAAGAUGAACAUACAUAAGCUCCCUGUGCACACCUCACUUUGUUAAAAAAACAAACUGUUUUAUUUGACUCCAUAUUAUAUCAUUUGUAGAGUCCUCAAUGAACACACUCCAUAUGCCAAACAUGCUCUUUAAAAUUCUUGUGUAUUAUUCCAUCUUGUGUUUCUUUUUCUACAGUAUUUAGUUUUUGUUAUCAGUUGUGUUUUGAUAGCCACUACACUGCUUCAUUUUACCUUUUAUUGGACUGAUUUUCAUACAGUUUAUUGUGGUUGUGGCAUUGCAAUUGACAAUCUUAAGUGGUUCAGAGUGACUUGGUGGAUUAUUCUACGUUAACUGACUUUGUGCCAUUUUAUAUAUGUAGGCCAUUUUUAAAAGAGUUUUUUUGUCAUAGUUCUGUAUAUGAAAUGUUACUGAAAAAGCGUUAUGAACCCAUCACUUGGCAACAACGUAUUGCCAGAAUGUAAAUAUUUAAACAAAAAGAGAUUAUAUAUAUUUAUUCUGUCAUUUUGAAAGUUUUAAGAUCUCAAAGUCCCUUCAUUGUUAUUGUUGAAAUAAAGAAAAGUUACUGUUUGA